AUGGCUCUGGUCUCCUUGUCGGAAGUGGACCGGACCUUCAUUAGGUUUCUGGGAGAAUCAGUGACGUUUGAAGAUAUAGCUGUAGACUUCACCAAGGAAGAGUGGGUCCUGCUGGACACAUCCCAGAGAAAGCUGUACAGAGAUGUGAUGCUGGAAAGUAUCAAUCAUCUGGUCUCCGUGGGCUAUCAGAUAUUCAAAUCAGAUGUGCUUUUCCAAUUGGUGCAAGGAAAAGAGCUGUGGAGUCAAGGAAGUGGAUUUCUCCAACACCAGAGUCCAGGAAGGAGAAAUCCCCUUAAAAAACAAGAAAUUAUGUCAAUGAAACAUAACAGCAUGAAGAAAUUAUCUCUCACCAUGCCAAUGUUAAGUUUCAUGGGUUCAUCCCUUUAUCAAAUUCACACUAGCGAUGUGUCAUGUGAAUGUAAUCUAUGUGGGAAAGCCUUUAGUAAUUUCUUUAGCCUUAGACGACACAAGAUGAUUCACAGUGGAGAGAAACCAUAUAAAUGUCAUCUAUGUGGGAAUGGUUUUUUGCAAAAUUCUGACCUUAGAAACCACAUUCGAAUCCACACUGGAGAGAAACCAUAUAAAUGUCAUCUGUGUGGGAAAGUCUUCAGUCAAAGUUCGUACCUUAGACAACAUGAGAAAACUCACACAGGAGAGAAGCCAUAUGAAUGCCAUGUAUGUGAGAAAGCUUUCAGCCAAAGUUCUUACUUUAGGAAACAAGAGAGAAUUCAUCCUGCAGAGAAACGUUAUGAAUGCCCUCAGUGUGGGAAAGUCUUUAGUCAAAGCUCUGGCCUUAGCCAGCACAAGAGAAUCCACACAGGAGAGAAACCACAUAUAUGUCUUCUAUGUGGGAAAGACUUCUGUCAAAGUUCUGAACUUAGACGGCAUAACAGAACACACUCAGGAGAAAAACCAUAUGAGUGUCAUCAGUGUGGGAACGCCUUCAGUCAAUAUUUUAAUCUUAGGCGACAUGAGAGAACCCACACUGGAGAGAAACCAUAUGAAUUCCAGCUAUGUGGGAAAUUCUUCAGUCAUCGUUCUUCCCUUAGACGACACGAGGAAACCCAACAUUGA
Diceros bicornis minor is the source of this 1074-nucleotide messenger RNA. Its product is annotated as zinc finger protein 596-like. The coding region runs from base 1 to 1074 and encodes 357 amino acids. The record is from RefSeq and is a predicted model, not a curated record. The transcript is spliced from 5 exons. Lineage: Eukaryota; Metazoa; Chordata; Mammalia; Perissodactyla; Rhinocerotidae. Gene Ontology annotation, molecular function: RNA polymerase II cis-regulatory region sequence-specific DNA binding; DNA-binding transcription factor activity, RNA polymerase II-specific. Gene Ontology annotation, biological process: regulation of transcription by RNA polymerase II.